AUGCCACCCGAUCUCAACAGCCUGCCAUCGAGCAACUCCAGAGCACCCUCAAUGUCUGCCUCACCACUCUCACACCGACCACGGAGAAUAUCGAUAAGCACCGCCGACAAUGCACGACCAAGUCCACCCUCACCGCGAUCUCCUUCGCUAUCCUCCCUGCAGGCAGCAGCUGUGAUCAAUUCCGGCUUGCACCGCUCUCCAAGCAGAGCAUCACCUAGCAUCGAGCGCCGACGAUCCUCACUCAUGAACAACAUUCAGCUCAAUGAUCCAACCAUACCGGCACCUGGCGAGCUGCACCAAAGCAAUGGCAGCAAUGGAAGUAGCUCUGGCAGUCCGCGACUGGGUAGGAGGUCGUUCGCGCUACCUACAGCAGAUCCGCACCAUCAGCGACAGCCAAGCUUGGGAGAGUUGCAUCAAGAACUCGAGAACGAGCAAGAAGCGCAAGUCAACCGGCUACUACAUAUGAUCAGAACCCAGCAAGACCAGUUGGCUGCGCUACAACGGGGCACGGGAGAGCCUUCAUCCAGCGUAGUGGACACUGCACCUGCAUCUGCACUCUCUGCAGCAGCAGUCAGCUCUGCCAUCUCAGAUCACCCUUCGCCUCGUGUCACCUCAACGUCACACGCUGCUACCCAUUUCCAUCACCCGCAUUCGCUCUCUAGGCAGUCAUCGUCACGUUUGUCAAAUGCAGGAUCAAACAGCAGGGGCACUUCACCUGCCCUGCGACCUCAGUCGUCAAGCUUGGGACCUCUGACGGAGGACUUCUUGUUAGGUGGCACGAGGGACGAGUGCGCGUUUUAUCAAGCCGAGACUCAGAUGUUGACGCGAGAAAACCAAAUGCUGAAAUUACGGAUCCGAGAGCUCGAACGGCAAGUAUCUGAUAUGGGCGGUUUGUCGUUGACGGGCCCACCUCAGCAACAAGCAAGCACUGCCUUACCUUCGCAUCAUUCGCCGCUUGCAAGCCCACCUGCCACAUUUGCAGGACAGUCUGCUCCAACGAUGACUGCGGAGGCUGAGACUACCGCCAAGGUUGAGUGA
Fulvia fulva is the source of this 1038-nucleotide messenger RNA. RefSeq lists its product as uncharacterized. The record is from RefSeq and is a predicted model, not a curated record. NCBI's taxonomy places the organism in Eukaryota, Fungi, Ascomycota, Dothideomycetes, Mycosphaerellales, Mycosphaerellaceae. Bases 1 to 1038 code for a protein of 345 amino acids. The transcript has 2 exons.